UUUUUUCAGACUUGCAUGCCUGGUGUGAAACGUAACGCAGUUCAUUUCUCUCCAGUGCAAUUUGACAGCCAAAAGCAAAAAAUGUCUUCUUCUGACACCUUUACCCAACUUGCUAAUCAAUUAGCAGCAAUUGGUAAACAAAUGGAAAGCAACAGUGGAACCGAUAAUACGACAACAAUGCAGCAAAUGUUUCAAUUUUGCACCACAUUAUUGACUCAAAUGGCUCAACAACAAAAUUUAAUUAUGGAACAACAACAAACGAUUCAAAAACUUCAAAUGCGUGACACUCUCCUGGAACUCAUUGAAGAUGAAAAACAACAAAAAUCAGUCGUCAUCACCAAUCUACCCGAAAGUAAUUGUGAACAUGCUAAGGAUCGUGUGGCAGAGGAUUUUGAACAAGUCAAAGAAAUUCUUGAUUUAUGCGAUGUGGAGUGUAAACCAAGUCAAGUGUACAGAAUGGGAACAAUUGCUGGAAGGCCGCGACUUUUGAAAGUGGAAUUACCAACGAGGUUUUUUGCAAGAAAAUUUUUAUUAAAUAAAUCAAAAUUGAAAAAUUCGAAAUUUAAUAAUUUAUUUGUUCGUAAAUCUUUGUCUAAGGCUCAGCGAGCCGAACGGUCUAGGCUUAUUGAAAUUUGUAAAACUUUGCAUUCCCAAAAUCCCAAAUCCGAUCAUGUUAUUUAUGCUGACCAUGUCCUGUCCGCUAAGGACAUCCCUUUAUUUAAAUCAAACCCCAAUAAUUUUAAAUGUGUUUGCCACAAUGCAUAA
Molecule: messenger RNA, 765 nt
Organism: Meloidogyne enterolobii
Lineage: Eukaryota; Metazoa; Nematoda; Chromadorea; Rhabditida; Meloidogynidae
Source: the annotation of a GenBank genome assembly